This is a messenger RNA of Caenorhabditis briggsae, 699 nucleotides long. Bases 1 to 699 code for a protein of 232 amino acids. The transcript is spliced from 7 exons. The record is from RefSeq and is a predicted model, not a curated record. Lineage: Eukaryota; Metazoa; Nematoda; Chromadorea; Rhabditida; Rhabditidae.
AUGUAUGAAGACGACAAACGCAAUACGAGGAGGAGGAAGAUUGACAAAAGAAAUUUUGAAUUUGCCUGCUGCACGAACUUUACAAGGACAAUUGUUCAUAUUAAACGAGGAAUUGACUUUGAAUGCAAUCAUCUAGGAAGAUAUAUUGCCGCUGUACACAACAAGAGUUGGAUCAUUUUUGUAAAAGCAGCUGUAAAGGGUGUUGGACAAGACGGUGCUCUCAUCUCCCCUUUUCAUUCAUUGGCUGUCCAAAACGGCGGCCGGGCCUCGGCCGGCCUCAAAAAAGCCUCGGCCGAAGAAAAAAGGCCUCGGCGCGCUCCAUUGAGAAAAAGCCUCGCGAGGCCUCGGCCGGCCGAGGCCGGCCUCGCAAAUGUGACUACGGUCAGCAAGUCGCAUAUUUUACGACAACAAAUCACACAUUUUUCGAGAGUUUUCUCGAUUUUUCCAUCGAUCUGUGGCGACAUGAACAUUUCGAACGCCAGUGAUGAGAAAGACGAGCUCGAUGUGAUGCAUACAAAGAUGGAUUGGAAUGAGUUGAAACUAAAUCCGAAUUUCCAGGUGAAUCGAAACAGAAAGCUCACCAACGCAUUGAAGGACGGGAGACUCAUCAAGACGCUAAUAAAUCAGCCAAUCCCGCCAAAUAUGCCUUUGAUUGGUCUCAAUUUAUUAGACGCCAUCUCCGACGCCCAUUCUGUUUAA